Molecule: messenger RNA, 2151 nt
Organism: Oryzias latipes (Japanese medaka)
Lineage: Eukaryota; Metazoa; Chordata; Actinopteri; Beloniformes; Adrianichthyidae
Gene: eloal
Product: elongin A, like
Biological process (GO): transcription elongation by RNA polymerase II
Cellular component (GO): elongin complex; nucleus
Source: RefSeq, a predicted model, not a curated record
CGCUGCCAGGUGUGCGCACGCGGGUGCACGUGAACCUUCCGGGAUGGCCAGCGGUGAAGUGGUGAAGAAAAUCGUGCGCUUCAAACUUCAGCUAUCAAACGCUACAGAACCUGCAACGGUUCUAAAAAUUUUGCAAAAAUUAAAGGACCUUGAUGUCACUUUAGAAAUUCUUGCUGAAACUGGUAUUGGAAAAACGGUCAACUCCUUUAGGAGGCACAAACAGGCUGGAGAGGUUGCCAAGGCUCUUGUUAAAGGCUGGAAAAACCUGGUCCCAAAGGAAUUCACUAGCUCUAAAGAAGAUGGAGUUUGGUCAGAGAAGAAAGGUAAAGAAGAACAAAGCUGUCCCAAUGAUGAAGAGCCGCCUUUCGGGGAUGAAAAUAAUAACUCAACUUCACAUCUGAAGAACAAGAACUCGCCUGAUGAAGCUCCUUCCACUAAGAGGAAAGACGGCUCAGAGAAAAGACAAUGUGAGCAGCAGAAAAAGAAAAAUGAAACCAAAAAAUGUGACCAAAGCAGGUGUUGGAAGAAAAGCAGCUUUGAGGUUCAGGAGGACAGUGGUGACAACUUUGCUGCACCGACAAAGAAGAACAAAAGCUCGGACACUUUGUCUGGAAACAAAUGCAAGGAAAGAAUUGAUGAGAAAUCUGAAUUUGACUCCAAAGAAAAAUGUAAAGUAGACUCAGAGAGCAGACAAUUUGGAUUGAAUAGUAGAUCAAAAUCAAUGCCUUCAAAACACUCAUCGACGGAAGAAGAGUCUUCUCCAGCUCCUGGAAAAUCCUCCAAAACGAUCAAAGCAACUACAGAUGAGGGAUCUUCAGGAAAGUCUCAAAGCUCAGAGGCCCAACACAGAAAAAGGAAAAAGUCUGAGGAGAAGCUGAACAUAUCGAAAUCCAAACACGCUGACAAUAGGGAGCUUUCAAAACAGCAAAAGAAAAAGCUCAAAAUGAAUCACAAAAACGAGGAGAGCAACAGCGACAAGUGUUUAGUGUCUUUUGAGUCGUGCUUGAACUAUGAUGUUAACGAUUUCAAAAGAAAAGAGAAAUCUGGAAUAAAGAGAGCUCCCAAAAAGCCAAAAAGCACUACAAAACGGCAGGCAGCUGAAGAUUCUGAAAUAAAACCUGAGAAGUCACCGACUGUCUCCCCAAAGCAGGUGCAGAAAUCUUUGUUGCAUCUCAUGGAUGUCCCCCUACCUGCCACUCUGCCUGAAUUGGAAAAGCCAAGUGUUGAAUUCUACUUUGAAAGGAAAGCUGAGAAAGAUUCAGAUUUUCAAGACCUGGAAGAAGACCCUGCAGUCUUCACGGGGCAGCGACUAAACAGGAAGAUGCAGGUGUACUCCGGUGCCAAAACCCUUUUCCUCCCUACCAUGAUGAGCCUGUAUCAGCAGUGCAUCCGAACGCUCCAGAACAAUAUUAACAUGCUUUAUGAAACGGGCGGAGUGCCGUUUGAACUUCUUGAACCCGUGCUGGAAAGAUGCACACCGGAUCAGCUGCAGAGGAUUGAGGAGUGCAACCCUAUUUACAUUGGGGUUACUGAUCACUUGUGGGGAAGGCACUGCCUGAGAGACUUCAAAGGCUACAAACUUCAGGAAUAUGAAUCUUGGAAGGAGAUGUAUCUCCGUCUGUCAGAGGAAAGAGAAAGGAAACUCAGGAGGCUGACGAAAACGAUUGUAUCGGCACAGUCGAACAAACCGAAGGGUCGACAGGUGAAGAUGGCAUUUAUUCACACUGUUGCCAAGCCACCGAGGGAUGUGCGAAUCCAGCAGGAAAUCCACGGAACUGCUGCCCAACAGCCUCAUCAGCUGAAGUGCAGUGUCAAAGGUCAGGAAAACAGAUUAAAAUCAAGCUGUCACGAGCCCAUCAGGUCGAGCAGCACCAGUACUGGGGGUUCUAAUGACGCACGCAAAAAAACAAGAGUUGCUCCAAUGAUGGCAAAAUCAUUGAAAGCUUUUAAGAAGCAGCUGGGACGGAGAUGAACAUGAAAUUUCAAGCCUACGGUGUGAACAUCCACAAAACAAACUUCAUCGCUGAAAACCCCCUUACAGCAUCAUGUCUGGGUUUUUGCUCGCCUAUCUUCAUACAUACUGUUAAAGAAUUUUGCUAAGUGUUUUUUUUUUCUGAUAUUGUCACUAUUAAAUGGACAAUGAGGACAGCA